This is a messenger RNA of Exophiala oligosperma, 2046 nucleotides long. RefSeq lists its product as uncharacterized. NCBI's taxonomy places the organism in Eukaryota, Fungi, Ascomycota, Eurotiomycetes, Chaetothyriales, Herpotrichiellaceae. Gene Ontology annotation, molecular function: CoA-ligase activity; translation release factor activity. The coding region runs from base 1 to 2046 and encodes 681 amino acids. The transcript is spliced from 3 exons. Gene Ontology annotation, biological process: secondary metabolic process; translational termination. The record is from RefSeq and is a predicted model, not a curated record.
AUGGUCAUCUACAAAUCCAACGUCAAAGUGGAUAUUCCCCGAGAUCUAAACCUCACUGAACUUCUGCAUUCCAGCGCAAGAUCGCCACCUGUGCCGGAGAACCACAUCGUUUUCGAAGAUGACCUACAAGGCCGACGUCUUAGUAUCGGUGACCUUCGGAGAAAUGCAGGAGCAAUCGCAUACGCGCUGAAGGAGCGCUAUCGUCCGCGCGAUCAGAGUCGAUGGACGGUGAUUCUUCCAAAUUGCGUGGCAAUUAUCGAAGCAGCUCACGCAGUUCUAUGGCUUGGUGGUGUUUUCUGCCCGGUUAAUCAUCAACUACCGGUUCAAGACUUCACUCACGCACUGUUGCUCACAGAAUCCGAGUAUAUCAUAGCUUACGGACCCAUUAUCAGAAAGGUUGAAAAAGCCAUUGAGUCGGCAAGACAGAAAAACCCCAGCUUUCCAAGGCCCCAAAUCAUAGUGGCAUUGGCGGCAAAUCCUAGUCCUCCCUACAAGGACCUCUACCAGGACAUAGCUUACGAGAAGAGUCUACCAGUGCCGCACUAUGACAACACAGAAGACCGGAUAGCCAGCAUCCAUUUGUCCUCAGGCACGACCGGUCUUCCAAAAGGAGUCAGACUCUCACAUCUAAACUACGUUGCCAAUGUGCAUCAACUUUGGACACACGAUCCUAAUCGUUGGACUCCAGAAGAGUCUGUUCUCUCAUUCACACCGUUUGUGCACCUCGCCAAUGGCACGAUUCCCUUCUUCCUAGGGCCCUGGACAGGCAUGCGGCAUAUUAUCAUGACUUCAGUCGACAUAAACGAAUUUGCGAGGACAGUACAGAGAACAAGACCAACCACCGUUCAGAUUGUGCCUCCUGUCGCACGACAACUCUUCCUGAAUGAACUUGACAAAACCUACGACUUCUCUAGCGUGAAAAGAGCCACCGGAAGCAUUGGAAAGGCCACCACUGCAGAAGUAGACAGGUACUUUGGACCUGGAAAAUGGACGCUCCUGAACAUGUACGGUAUGACCGAGGCCGCUUGUUGGAUUGCGGCAAACAGGAUCACCGAUCGUGUGGCACCGGAUGAACUUGGACCAAUUCUCCCAGGCAUGGAGGCAAGACUCAUGAAGGAUGACCGUACGGAUGCACCUGCUGGAGGGCCCGGAGAGCUCUGGCUCCGAGGAACAAACAUUACCAAGGGCUACCUGAAUAACGAAAAGGCCAAUACCGAAGCCUUUCCUGAGGAGGGUUGGUUCAACACCGGUGAUGUUGUUUCCGUCUCUGCCCAGGGUGUUUUUAAGCUUGCUGGACGCACUAAAGAGCUUAUCAAAUACAAUGGAUUCCAAGUGAGUCCUACCGAGCUUGAGCAGUACAUCUCCGGCCACCCUGCCGUCGCUGACUGCGCCGUAACUUAUACACUGGACGCGUACAAGGUAGAGUUACCAACUGCGUACAUUGUGUUGAAAGACCAUGGCCAAGAAAAGGCGACAAAGCUCGCACAGCUUCGCGAAAUCCACGAGAGCGUGGACAGACAAGUGGCAGGCUACAAAAAGCUUCGAGGGGGUCUGUCCGCCAAAGCUCAGCUACCAGACUACGACUAUGACGCAGCCAGGGCAUGGUACAAGUCCUACAAAGCCACGGAGUCUCUACAGGGGCUAGGAGAGGUAACUUACAGUCGAUCCAGAGGCCCUGGUGGUCAGAAUGUGAACAAAGUCAACUCAAAAGCACAAUUACGCGUGCCUGUAGACGGCCUCCUCGCGUUGCUCCCCUCUGUCCUGCACAAGGGGAUUCUCUCAUCGAGAUACUACGCGGAAAAGUCGUCCAGCCUUGUCAUCCAGGCAGACGACAGCCGCAAGCAGCAAGCUAACAGAGACACGUGUUACCGCAAGCUCAACGAACUCAUUGUGGAUGUGUACAAGCACAACGUGCCGGGUGAAACAACGGAGGAUCAGAAAGAGAAGGUGCAGAAGUUACAAAAGGCAGAGAACGAAGCGAGAUUGAAGAGGAAGCAUCUGCAGUCGAGCAAGAAGCAAUCUCGGUCCAAGGGUAGCUUGGACUGA